Messenger RNA from Zootoca vivipara (common lizard), 4574 nucleotides. Lineage: Eukaryota; Metazoa; Chordata; Lepidosauria; Squamata; Lacertidae. The record is from RefSeq and is a predicted model, not a curated record.
GUGUGAGAAAGCGCGCGCGCAAGAGGAGGCAGUGGGGAGAUCCUGGGAGCUCGCUAAUAUCUACACUGACUGGCAGCGGCUCUCCCGGGUUUCAUAGCUGCCAAGUUAUCCCUUUUUUAAGGGAUUUCCCCUUAUGCUGAAUAGGCUUCCUCGCGAGAAAAGGGAAAACUUGGCAGCUAUGCAGGGUUUCUGACAGGAGACAUUCCUAGAGAUGCCUGGGACUUUGUGCUCUCGAAACUGCGCGUCUUCCCUAUGAAUUCAGGCUGAAUUCCAGCAGUCCAAAGGAUCCGGGGCUUGCAAACUGAGGAAGGUAGUCAGGACGGAGGCAGCCGCUAUAAUACUGUUUUUCAGUGACGGCGGGGCGGGGCGGCGCUCGCAAGGGGCACGAAGCAGCAGGCUUUCUCCAGUUCACGAGCAGGCUGCCAGCGGGCGGCCGUGAGAAAGCAAGCAGGCAGCUGAGGCGGCGGCCGCAACAGGUGCCUCCCGGAUCCGGGAAACUCCUGCGGCGGGGCGCCGUGAACGUGGAAGUGUGGGCAGGCCCGGGCGCGAAGCAGGCCUCGUCAGCAAGGGAGGGAACCCCGCCCACACGCGCCCCAAGGGCUGAACCCAAGGGAGUCAAAAGGCGCGUGGACUAGAGACCACCGCUUUUCCCGCCCUUCCCAGUCAAGGCGCCUGCUGUCGCGCUCAAACACCCGCAGCCGGUAGUGGAGCCUUCUUCCUCGCUCAAAACGUACAAAAGCCUCGUUAUGCUCUUUCCUGUUUUGGAACUACAGUGAAGUACAGCAAUGAAGCCUCUGCUGUGCAUGCCUCAGCUGUGCAGGAACUCACCUGAGCAUAAUAGCUGACAUUGAGCUCUGUUCCCUGCCCCGUGGCUUCCAUUAUCAUUAUGGCAUUACCCUCCAGCUACAGCUUUAAUGUGGAUGCCAGACUGUUUUUGCCCAGGGGCAACACCAGCAUGAGGAAUGAUGGACAUGUGCAAGAACUUUUUCAUGAAGAAGCACAACAGAGUUCUCCGACACACAACAGACCUUGGUGGAAGAUACAUCUUUUUGUUUGGGAACCAGUGCUCUUUGGCACUUGGGACGGAGUCUUUACCUCUUGUAUGAUCAAUAUCUUUGGAGUAGUUCUCUUUCUGAGGACAGGGUGGCUGGUGGGAAACACUGGUAUUUUAAUGGGCAUGUUUUUGGUCUCCAUUGUCAUCCUGGUGGCCUUAGUAACAGUCUUGUCUGGCAUUGGGGUUUGUGAACGCUGCAGCAUUGGAAGUGGAGGAGUCUACUCAAUGAUUUCUACUGUCCUUGGAGGUCAAGUUGGGGGGACCAUUGGCCUCCUCUAUAUUUUUGGUCAGUGUGUUGCAGGUGCUAUGUACAUUACUGGAUUUUCUGAAAGUAUCUCUGAACUCCUGGGCUUCAGUAACAUUUGGGCCAUAAGGGGCAUCUCACUUGCUGUGCUGCUGGGUUUGCUUGGAAUUAACCUUGCCGGUGUGAAAUGGAUAAUUCGGCUCCAGCUGCUGCUUCUCUUCCUACUGGCUGUUUCCACGCUGGAUUUUGUCAUUGGAUCUUUCACACACCUCGAUCCAGAACAUGGUUUCGUUGGUUAUUCGGAGGAGCUAAUGUUGAAUAACACGCUGCCGAACUACAGCCCAGGGGAGUCUUUCUUCACUGUGUUUGGAGUGUUCUUCCCAGCUGCUACAGGUGUGAUGGCUGGGUUCAAUAUGAGUGGCGAUCUCAGGAAGCCUGCAACAGAUAUCCCUCUAGGAUCCCUAUCUGCUAUAGGUGUUUCGUGGUUUCUAUACAUAGUAUUUGUUUUUUUGUUGGGAGCCACUUGUACCCGGGCAUCGCUGCGCUAUGAUUUUAUGAUGGCAGAAAAGGUGUCCUUGGUGGGCUUCUUAUUCUUACUUGGUUUGUACAUUUCAUCUUUAGCAUCCUGCAUGGGAGGUCUGUAUGGAGCACCCCGAAUCCUUCAGUGCAUCGCCCAAGAAAAUGUGAUACCAAUACUUGCAUUUCUUGGACGGGGGAAAGGACCAAACAAAACCCCGGUGGCUGCAAUCUGCUUAACAAGCCUUAUCACCAUGGCCUUCAUUUUCAUUGGCCAAGUGAAUGUUCUCGCUCCAAUUGUCACCAUAAACUUCAUGCUUACCUAUAUUGUUGUGGACUACUCCUAUUUCUCUGUCUCCAUGAGCUACAGACUUCAGCAGAGCUCUAAAAAGAUAUUGAGAGAGGAUUCCAAGGUUGGGCUCAGCUGUUCUCGGCCUUUAAUACUGGACAGACCAUCCUAUUAUGGAUCAGGUGGAAUAAUGCAAGGCCGAUCAGAUGGCACCUUGCUAGAAUUCACAAAAGACAUGGAUCAUCUUUUUAGGCCUCCCAGUCAAGACCCAGGGGCCAAUCUUGAGGGAAAAGAGAAGGACAUGGGUGUUAGCCAAAUGGCCAAGCCGAGGAAGCAGAAGAAGGCAGUCAAACAAACGUUACAAGACAGCUUUCUCUUGGAUCUUGGCAAUAACAUUGCCUCUACCCAGGAUUUUUGCAGUGGUGACCUGGAAUACAGUGGUAAAAGUAUGCAGAGCUUUUCAGAGCGGAAUCACCAGGACGAAGAUGGUUCUGCUGCUGUAGGACCCAAGCGGAAGCAAGACCAAGACAGAGGCCAGCAUUUUGAAGAGAGGCAGAAAACUGCCAGUCACCAAGUGGAAGAUUUAAAUGUAAAACAACAAAGCCAAGAAUUAGAAAUUCAGAAAAUGCCAGCGUCCUUCUACUCCAGACUCUGUGACCGUUGGGUUUCCCUUGUUGGUGCAAUAGGGUCACUUGCAAUUAUGUUUGUUAUUCAGUGGAUCUACACUCUUGUUAAUUUGGGAUUAGCAAUUAUUCUAUAUUUCUACAUUGGCCAAGUGAGUCCAGGGCUACCACCUGGGGUAGCAGCCAACUUCAGCUUUUUCCAAUGGAUAAAACAACUUUUACUUAAUGCCUGCAGGGGAAAGCCAUCUCCGGAGGAGCGAUUUGUUGUGACACCGUCCCUUGCAACAGUUGGCAUGGAGACCACUCAGCUCACAGAAGAGAAUACAGAUUUUGCCUCCCGGGACCGCUACCACCAUUCCUCUCUUAUCACCAGAGAAGAGUUUGUUAAUCGGUUCCAGUGAGAAAGCAACAUGCCCAUUCAAUCCGCCAGCCAAUUAAAAACACUGGCCACAGACACACCACUUGAUUAAAAGGCUUUCCCUUUUAGAACUGAUUUUAAUGAAUACUGAAACUUCCAAUUAAAGGAGGGAGUCGGGGGAGAGAGUUUUAAAGUCUUGGCUUCCAAACUCUGUUCUCUUCUCUUAAAAAAAAAAAGUUUUACACCUUUUCCAGAACAUUAGGGGUGUUUGUGUGCAAUAACUCCACAGUUCAUGAUUUUUGUUUAAAAAUAGAGUUUUAUAAAGUUUUCUGGUUUUGUUGUAGAUUGUUUAUAUGACACGCUUAAUUCUAAUAUGUCCAUAUCUUAGCAUGUAAUUCAGAAAACCAUAGGUACAGGAUACCAGAAGAAUGAAAAAGGGAAGCAACAGUAGUCUUCAGUAUAGGUAGACUCAGCAGGUGAGUUAUUCGACAACUGAGCUUUGGACACACAGCUUUGUCAAACUUUAACUGCCCAGAACACACCAAAUUUAUGCUAAAUCUAUAAGUAGUGCCCCUUAUCCAUGUAGUGUGACACAGACAGCCCCCAUAUCAGACACGUUCCAUGCAGCAUCUGAGAUUUUUUUAACAAAAUUAAACCAUCAGAUGAGGGUUAAAAUGAGGAUUGCGUGUUGUGAUCGGGCACCAGAAAAUAACUCAGACAAUAAGCUGCACACAGGCAAGUGAGCAGGCUAGCAGGAGUGCUCUCUAAACUCUCUCUGGAUCAAGCCUAGAAACCAAGCAGGCCACCUGAGGAAGGAAGCCUCCCACCUCCACAUUCUGCAUAGAAAUGUAUUGGGGUGUUAGAGGAGGGAUGGAGCUCCAUUUCUGCCAGCUACCAGAAUAUGGUUAAAAAAUUUUUAACAAGCAACUAAGUAACUUUUGUACACGCAUUUACAAGGCUGACUUAGAAACCCUCUUGACAAUUUUUUUUUUAACCUGGCUGAGUACUUCUGACCCUUAAGCCCCCCCCCCACCUCACCCCCAGCUACUGUAUCUACCGUUUUUAUCUACUGUUUCUGAUGGUUGUGUGGAAGACAGGUCAUAAAGAGGAAUCAUGUGUUACAUGGACUCAGACUGGAGCAGUACCAGAACUCAGUAUCUUGGCGCUUAGGGUGGACAACAUGAAACAUGCCCCUGCCCCCAAACCAACCUCUUAUUUUAUGACGUGAAAAAUUAACAGCAGUUGUAAUAAAAAGUUAAACAGCAAGUAUAUUUCCAGUUAGUGGGUACCCAUGAAUUAUUUUCAGGAGCUCUAAGCUUGUUGACUCAAUUGAUCUGAAAGCUGCAGUGCAGAAUACAGCUGCAGUGCAGAAUACAGUGGAACCUCGGUUUAUGAACACCUCGGUUUACGAAUUUUCGGUUUACGAACGCUGCGGACCCAUCUGGAACAGAUUAAUUCACUUUCCAUUACUUUCUUUUUUUUUAAAUAAA